AUGACCCUCUUUAUCCUCACCGAGACCAGUGCGGGCUAUGCCUUGCUCAAGGCAAAAGACAAGAAGCUCCUCAAGCGAGACGAUCUCGCAGCAGAGACGGAGACUGCAGAGGGAAUCUCGAAUCUUAUGAAAUUGAAGAACUUCCAGAAAUUCGACAGCGCCACUACUGCCUUGGAGGAGGUCGCAUCUGUUAUCGACGGCAAAGUUACGCCACGCCUUGCAAGCCUGCUAGAGACUAUUAAAGACGAGAAGAAGGUGUCGUUGGCCGUUGCUGACACCAAGCUGGGCAAUGCAAUUGGCAAGCUGCCGGGACUCUCCAUCCAGCCUGUUGCUGAUGGCAACACUGCUGAGCUUUACCGUGCUAUCAGAGCCCACCUUCCAACCCUUAUUCCUGGAUUGGUGCCCACUGAUAUAUCUACCAUGUCCCUGGGUCUAUCCCACUCCCUUGCUCGACACAAGCUCAAGUUCUCCGCAGAUAAGAUUGACACCAUGAUUGUUCAGGCAAUCUCUUUGCUUGACGACCUUGAUAAGGAGCUCAAUACCUAUGCUAUGCGUCUGGCUAAGAUCCUGAACGAUAACAUGGCCUACGCCAAGGUCGUGCUUAAGAUGGGUAUCCGUAGCGACUCUGAAACCACAGAUCUCUCUGAAAUUCUUCCCGAGGAGAUGGAAUCCGCUGUCAAGAUGGCUGCCAACAAGUCCAUGGGAACUGAAAUCAGCAACGAAGACCUCGAGAACAUCCAGUCUUUGGCCGAACAGGUCGUCGCAUUCUCAGAAUAUCGUCAGCAACUUGCCAACUACCUCUCCGCUCGUAUGGCUGCUAUUGCUCCCAACCUUACCGCCCUGGUUGGUGAUCUGGUCGGUGCUCGAUUGAUUGCACAUGCGGGCAGCUUGAUGAACCUCUCCAAGAGCCCCGCCAGUACCAUUCAGAUUCUUGGUGCCGAGAAGGCCUUGUUCCGUGCUCUUAAGACGAAGCAUGACACCCCCAAGUACGGUUUGAUUUACCACGCCUCGCUCAUCGGUCAAGCUACCGGUAAGAACAAGGGUAAAAUGGCUAGAGUGUUGGCUGCUAAAGCUGCAAUCGGCCUCCGCGUCGAUGCCUUGAGUGACUGGACCGCCGAUGCCGAUGGCAAUGAACCCACCGAAGAAGAAAAGUCUGCUCUCGGAAUGGAGUCGAGAUACUACCUUGAGAAGAAGCUGGCGUUCCUCGAGGGAAAACCACUCAAGGCUAGGGGUAUUGCCAUUGCUCCUAAUGGUGUUGAAUCUGCCGUCCCUAAGAAAUGGGAAAUCAACGAAACCAAGAGAUACAACACCGAUGCAGAUGCUCUGGCUGGUGGUGAUGCCGCCGCCGAUAAGAAGAAGUCCAAGAAGGACAAGAAGAGUAAACUGAUCCAGGAGGUUGAGCCUGAAGAUGAGGAGAUGAAGGACGCCGACCAGGGAGAGGAGGAAGAUGACGAAUCAGACGAGUCCGAAGAAGAAAAGGCCAAGAAGGAGAAGAAAUCAAAGAAGUCGAAGAAGUCGAAGAGCAACGGUGAUGAUAACGUUGAAGAGCUAGCCGAGAAAGCCGGUCUCAGCGUCAAGCGAUACCUCCGAAAACUCGAGAGGGGCGAGAUUUCCUUUGACAAGGACGGUAACCCAUCUUCUAUCAGCAAGAAGGACCUGAAGAAGGCUAAGAAAGAGGCUAAAAAGGCCGAGAAAGAGGCCGGAACAAAACGAAAGCGUUCAGAUGCCGGCGAAGAGGCAGAUGAGUCCAGGAGUGAGAAGAAGAAAAAAGAAGAAAAGUAA
Messenger RNA from Microsporum canis CBS 113480, 1782 nucleotides. Its product is annotated as nucleolar protein nop5. Gene Ontology annotation, molecular function: snoRNA binding. Bases 1 to 1782 code for a protein of 593 amino acids. The record is from RefSeq and is a predicted model, not a curated record. The transcript is spliced from 4 exons. NCBI's taxonomy places the organism in Eukaryota, Fungi, Ascomycota, Eurotiomycetes, Onygenales, Arthrodermataceae. Gene Ontology annotation, cellular component: small-subunit processome; box C/D methylation guide snoRNP complex.